Cinclus cinclus is the source of this 3821-nucleotide messenger RNA. It is a transcript of the gene EFCAB5, whose product is annotated as EF-hand calcium binding domain 5. The transcript has 18 exons. The record is from RefSeq and is a predicted model, not a curated record. The coding region runs from base 1 to 3753 and encodes 1250 amino acids. Gene Ontology annotation, molecular function: calcium ion binding. NCBI's taxonomy places the organism in Eukaryota, Metazoa, Chordata, Aves, Passeriformes, Cinclidae.
AUGGAAAGCAACCAGGGUGGUGAUGAACUGCCAUGUCCUAGUAAUUACACUACAUGGAAAGAGUGUUUUCUUGAAAAGGUACAACAAAGGUGUCUGAGUCUGCAGGAGAAAAAGGUGAGGUUGGUUCAAGCACAAAAGGCAGAAGAAGCAAAGGUGAGGAGGAGAGAACCCGGGGACUGGCUGGCCAGAGAGUGGUACAAUGAGGAGAAGGAGACACUCGAUACUCGCAUCUAUCUGCUCGACAGCCUCCUCCCUACAUUAAUCCCAGGAGUAGCAAAUUUGCUAAUGGAAGUGGAAAGAAACCAUGUGCUUGUAUCAGACCAAGAACCAACCAGAUUUAACCCCAUUAAUUAUCUUGGAGAAUACCUGAUGAGGCAUAACCCUCAGUAUAAUGUUCCUACAAAACCAGGCCCGUACCCGAGAGAAAUUCAGGUGGUUUCAGAAGAGCUCAAGUCUUUGAGGCAAGGCACAACAUCACAGAGGCUGGCCCAGAUGAGGGCUGAGGCAAAGAACAAACGUGAGGAAAGGGAGGAGAUGGAAAGACAGAAGGCUGAGGAGACAGAGAGGAGAAAGGAGGUGUUGGCAGCUCUGUUUGAGGAGUGGACGGUGGAUGGCAGUGACAGAAUCCCAGCAGCACUGGUUCAGAGUACCAUGAGGUUUUUUCGAGAUGUCACCGAUUCUAUUCCUGAAGAUAUGAGAAAAGCAACCCAUGACAGGAAGCUGAAAAUCUUACACACAUUGGAAAAAACAAUAAACCUAGAUGAGUUCACAAAGCUUGUCCUUUCCUACACUGAACAUGUUUCAGGUGACAGGUUUCAAGAAAUCAUGGAAUAUCUCCAUAAUUGUGCUGAGGACUUCCAAGAAGCAACAAAACAUGAUACGCAGAGGCAGAUUUUUACUGACCUCUUCCAAGCUUGUGAUUAUAGAAAGGUUGGUGUUUUGGAUAGACAAAAAAUACUGGCCCUGCUAAGAGACUUCUACGACAGAAGCUCCAUGGUUGAUGAGUCGGAAUUUUGGAACCCCAGAGAAUGGCCAAUAAUUGAGCUACAAGAUAUUAAUCUUAUGGGUUUCUGGGGAAGCCUUGGUGACAAGGAAGUUUGUGAGGAAGUCAGUGAAAAUUUGGUCUUGUGUCAAACAGAAAUUUCUGAGGGAGAGAUUUUAGGACGUGAACCUGUAGAUGAUGAUAGGCAAGAGACUGACAGAAUGAGCACCAGUGUUACAGAGGGAAUUGUUGAAGCUACUGAUUUGGAUGGAGAUACCGUCCACAGUGAGAAAUCCAGCUCCCAUGAAGAUAUCAAAACUGAGAGGGAAGCUGAGCCUGAAACUGUAGACAGACAGGAAGAAUUUCUCCCAGGAUCAGCUUCUGCUGAGAACAGUCUCAGUAUAGAUGGAGAACCUGGAUCGGAAAAAUCAGAGGAAUCCAUCCUGAGUAGAGAGCAUGAGAUAGAAACAAAACCAGAAGGAGGUCAUACCUCAGCCACAGAAGCUGGAUCAGAAGGGCAAGUUAGUCAAGAGGACAGUGGAGUUACAGAGACAACACCUGAAGCUACAAGCACAGCCUCAGGAGACAGAGCCAUGACAGACACAGAUGUCACUGAAUCCCAGCAGGACAUUCCAGCUGCAGAGGCUGUGAAGGAAACCCCUGCAAGUAACCAGAGCCAGUCUGACCAACAGACAAGCUCAGAGACAAGACUGCAGGGUGAUGACCUUCUGCCUGACCAGAGUAAAGACUCAGGUCCCAGCGUGGCAGAGAUUCAGAACUGUCGGGAUUCUUGUACUAAGAGUUCCUUUGCUGCAAGCUGCCUCACCCUGCCACAGUUUGUACAGAUCAUGGACAAUUUUGUUGGUGAAGACAUUUCUCUGCCUACUGUGAGUAGGCUUACUGCAUUUAUCAAACAAGAAUACAAACAGACAGAAGAGGAAAAAAAGAAACAACUAGAAAAAGUUCACUGCAUGUCUCACAUGGCCCAAAGGAAACAGCUUUUGGAGGCACUUUUUGAAAAGUGGGACAGCAGUACAUGUGGGUCUCUGGACCUGGAAGAGGUGGUUGCUGUUCUGAGAACAUUCAAGGGAGGCAUGGGAAAAGAGGCCUUGAUGAAGGCAAGGGAACAGCUUUGCUCCCGAUACCCACAGCUCAGUAAAGUGGGGAAGCUAUCCCCAAAGGCAUUCCAGGCUUUCCUUGAGUUAAUUGCUUCCAAGUUCACUGGCAAUGAGGAUGAAACUAUUGAUAAGAUGGUGAGAUUCCUGACCACAAGCGUGGAACAAAGUCACACCAAGAGCUUGCAAAGCUCAGCCAGGAGGAAAUGGCUGCAGGAUAUCCAGCAAGCAGCUGAGAGCAGCGUAACAAGCAUGGAACCAGUGUACAAAGCAGUGCUUAAGGCCCUGUCCCAGGACAUGGAAGCCCAUGGGAAUAAGAAGAGGAUCAGUGCAUAUAUUGCCCUUUUGGAAGAGAACCAGCUCCACCCAGAGCAGGGACAGGUUCUCCUGCGCUACGUGGCCUGUACUGCAGAUGAUGCUCCCCAUCUCCUAAACCAAGUACUGCACAGAGACAUGAAAGGAAUCAGUUUUGCAGCCAUUGACCAGGGAAAGCCAAUCUAUGUUCCAAGAGUUCAGCUCCAUGGAAACGUUCACUUCUGGAACUCUGACCGUCCUGUAGAGGAGAGUACAGGUUCACUCCUGGUGCUGCCCCUGUAUGAUGCUCAUUGGAGAGUUUUUGGCAUUCUAGGACUUGACACUCUUCGGGACCAGUGUGAGAAAUCUAUCUUCCUGAUGCAUGAGAUCACUUUCUACGAGGGAGUUUGCCAUGCAUUCAGCAAAGCCUACCACCACAUCUGCAUGCAGGAAAAUGUCCUACAAGUGGCUGUCACUGCUCUGGACUGGUUGUAUCCCAGGACACCCAGCAUCCACGCUGUCACAACCUAUCUGGUGGCGCCUGGCAAAGACAAGGACUAUGCUCUGUGCAAGGUGAUCACUACAGAUAACACAGGACAAAAGGAAGUCCACAGCUCUCCUGUUGUUCUCCUCAGAGAGGAAAACCUUCUCAGAGAUUACCUGUUCAAGUGCACAGACAGUUCAGAGGUCACUCUCACUUCUGUCUAUGGAGAACACCACAUUGCAGUACCUCUCCAUGACCUAUCAAGACAAACUCUCGGCAUAUUUGAUAUCAGCAUUGGACAGCACAAGAAAUUACCACCUCAGGAACAGAAAGACCUGCAGAAAAUGCUAAAGAUGGCCCAAGCUGCCUGCUCGGAGAUCCUGCAGAGGUCUUUAGAGGGAAGAGAACCAACACAAGUGCUGGAGGCAGAACGUGUGGCAAAUGUGAGGCAUGCAGAGAUUCUGUUCCACCGGUUCAUGCUGCAGGAGCUGCGUGAGUGUGUCCAGGAACUCAGUGCUGAGAGCUUUGCUGGAAUAAAGAGCUGUGCAGAGCCCCCAGCUCUGGUACACGACAUAGUUAAGGCUGUGCUGCUGCUUUUGCAUCCAGACUGGAAGGGCUCAGAGGAGACUGAGAGCUGGAGUCAGUGUAAACUGAAACUCGAUGACAAAUUGAUUCAGGAGAUUUAUUGCUUUGAUCCAACUGCUUCAUCUGUGCAAGUUCAAGCAGAGCUGCUGCUGGACCUCAUCACUGAUGUCCCUCUAGCAGCAGUGUGGCAGCAAGACUCUGCUCCAGCUGAAUAUCUGUACCAGUGGCUUCGCACCUGCCUGGCACUUGCAGAGAUCACCAAGAGCCAACACACUGAAAUAAAACAUCCUUAGCCCCUUUUGGCAUCCAGUUCUAGUGUGCCUCCAAUUAAAUUUCUUAAUUUCUCAUAUAAUCCUUGUGA